AUGCUGUUGAAGAUUUCUCAUGGAAUUUUACUCCUCUCCGAACCCAUACUGCUGCAGGUAGUAAUCGGCGCUCUUCUCUGCAGGCAACGUCGUCAGCGAAGAAACAUUUGCGGUCUGAAUAAGGCCAAGAAGAAGAGUUGGUUUACGCAAAUUCUUGAAUUCAGGCUCUCCCGUAGCGAAAAUGGCGAGUCAGAUUCAGCGCACAAUCUGAAUGGUGAUGAAUCAGAAGAGAAGGUAGAACCGCUAACGAGACCUGAUUCCGUCGAAAGUGAUGAUGUUGUUUGUCUGGAAGACCACUCCAAGUCGGCUGCUGCGCAGAAUCAGGGAAUGUUAGAGCAAUCAGACGAUCCUUAUGGUUAUGAGUACUUCAACUAUCAGGAUCCAUACAUGGAAGAAGCAUGGUACGAGCCAGUUGAGAUGAGCCAGCUUGGUGUGUCACAGUCAGUACAAGAUGCUGAGGAAGAGCCGGUGAAGAAUUAUCGUUGUUCAAAAUCGCCUACGGGCGAGAGAAAAGUAACAAGUAGGAGAAAAUCCCAGUUGUCUUCGGCUACAGAAGAUUCAUUUUUUGACACUCCAAAAUUUGUCAUCCCUCUAACAGAAAGUUUGGAGAGUAAGGAAAUGAAUGAGAACCCUAUUACUCUCGAUGGCAGUUCGCCGAACUUUAUCCUGCCUGUGGCUCAGUCAACUCCUGCAGAACCGGCCAGAAAGAAGGCUAGGUUUGGCUCAAAUGUGAAAGUGCUAAAAACGUCAGAAAUCACACCGAUGCCCAAUUAUGAAGGAAUGGCUGAUGAAAAAUUGAAGGUAAGAAAAUGAUC
Strongylus vulgaris is the source of this 815-nucleotide messenger RNA. The record is from the annotation of a GenBank genome assembly. Lineage: Eukaryota; Metazoa; Nematoda; Chromadorea; Rhabditida; Strongylidae.